GGCGCGUUCGAUUGAUUGUUACGGUUAGACAAGCAGACUGUAGACUUCGUGAAAUCGCGAUGUAUAUAUUGCGAAAAUAUCGAAGUAUUGACGGAUUAGCGAAAAGAGCGCUACUCUUCUUCUGUUAAGCAGUAGAGAAAAGUUUAUUAUUGUUGUGAUAAGCAAAGUGACAGAAAGAAAACAUAGUAAAAGUAAGAUAAUCACGCUUUUCCAUAUGACAGACGGGCCUGUCAUAUUCUAUCAAAACGUAUAUUUAUCUUUAAAACUUUCAAAGAUAUUAAUACAACAAUGGCGAUGGGUAAAGGAUUUCGCGUUUACGAAAAACUAAAGCCACCUAGUCCUCAUUCACUUAUAUUAGAACAACGAAAUCGAAAGGAAACUGUUCUUUUUGAAUCACAAGCAGUUGCUGUACUUUCUGCUGAAGAAACAGAUACUUUAAAAGGGAAAUACACAAAAUUAUUAGAUGCAUAUGGAUGUUUAGGUGUCUUGCAAUUAAAUGCAGGUGAAAAUACUUUAUUGUAUCUUGUUCUUGUCACUGGUUGUUUUUCGGUUGGUAAAAUAGGAGAAUCAGAAGUAUUUAGAAUUACACAGACUCAUUUUGUACCACUUCAUUACACACAAGGUAAUGAGGAUCGUGUAUCUGAAGUCAGAAAAGUUUUAAACUCAGGUACAUUUUAUAUUUCUUGGUCUGCUAAUAACCAAGAACCUCUUGAUAUUACUCUUAGUGCACAGAGGCGAUGUAAAUCUACAAUAACUGAUAAUAGAUUUUUCUGGAAUCGAAUGUUACAUAUACAUUUACUAAGAUAUGGUGUAGAUACAUCUCAUUGGUUACUUAAAGCAAUGUGUGGUAGUGUGGAAAUUCGAACUGUAUAUGUUGGUCAUAGACAAGCUCGUGCUGUUCUUAUAUCAAGAUUGAGUUGCGAACGUGCAGGCACAAGGUUUAAUGUCAGAGGAACUAAUGAUGAUGGUCAUGUAGCAAAUUUUGUAGAAACAGAACAAGUAAUAUAUUUAGAUAAUGAAGUAACCUCUUAUGUGCAAACUAGAGGAUCAGUUCCUUUAUUCUGGGAGCAACCUGGUAUUCAAGUUGGUUCUCAUAAAGUGAAAAUUUCUCGUGGUUUUGAAGCAUCUGCACCUGCUUUUAAUAGACACUUAAAUAUAAUCAAAGAAAGGUAUGGGCAGCAAAUAAUUGUCAAUCUUCUUGGAUCUAGUCUAAUUGGAAGCAAAGAAGGAGAAGCAAUGUUAAGUCAGUUAUUCCAGACUCAUCAUAAUAUGUCAGAACAUAAUGAUGUGCCUCAUAUUUUAUUUGAUUAUCAUCAAGAAUGUAGAGGUGGAAAUAUGAAAAAUCUUUCAAAAUUAAAAGCAAAAAUAGAUAAAUAUUUAGAAUCAUUUUCGUUGUUUUAUGCAGCUGGUAAUACUGUCAUUCUUGAACAAACUGGAACUAUUAGAACAAAUUGUCUCGAUUGUCUAGAUAGAACAAAUUGUGUACAAACAUUUUUUGCAUUAGAAAUACUUGGCAAACAACUUGGAUUAUUAAAAUUACUUGAAAAGCAACAGAUGGUUUCAAGAUUUGAAGAAGUAUUUAGACAAAUGUGGAUCAACAAUGGUAAUGAAGUAAGUAAAAUAUAUGCUGGUACUGGGGCAAUUCAAGGAAGUUCAAAAUUAAUGGAUGGUGCAAGAUCUGCAGCUAGAACAAUACAAAAUAAUUUAUUAGACUCCAGUAAACAAGAGGCUAUUGACAUCUUAUUAUUGGGAUCAACAUUAAAUACAGAAUUAGCGGAUAGAGCUCGGUUACUUUUACCUUCAAAUAUGUUACACGCUCCACCCAGUGUUCUUAGAGAAAUGUGCAAAAGAUAUAAUGAAUAUGUAACUACAAUGAAUCUUAGAGUAAGUGUGGGUACUUAUAAUGUUAAUGGAGGAAAACAUUUCCGAAGUGUUGUAUAUAAAGAUGUAUCUCUUUCUGAUUGGUUACUAGAUGCUCCACAAAAAUCAUCAUCUCUAGUAUCAGUCGAAUAUGAUAAUGUUCCUGUAGAUAUAUUUGCAAUAGGAUUUGAAGAAAUUGUUGAUUUAAAUGCUAGCAAUAUAAUGGCUGCUAGUACUGAUAAUGCAAAAGCUUGGGCAGAGGAACUACAAAAAGUACUUUCCCGAGAUACUGAAUAUGUUUUAGUCACCUAUCAACAGUUAGUUGGCGUUUGUCUCUAUUUAUUUAUACGACCUAAGCAUGCACCUUAUUUAAGAGAUGUAGCUGUAGAUUGUGUUAAAACUGGAUUAGGAGGUGCAACAGGAAAUAAAGGAGCUGCAGCUAUUAGAUGUGUAUUGUAUUCUACGUCUUUUUGUUUCGUUUGCGCGCAUUUCGCUGCUGGACAAAGUCAAGUUAAUGAACGUAAUGCAGAUUAUGCAGAAAUAACACGAAAAAUUACAUUUCCUAUGGGAAGAACAUUGAAUACUCACGAUUAUGUAUUUUGGUGUGGAGAUUUUAAUUAUAGAGUUGAUAUGGAUAAAGAUGAAAUGAAAGAAAUGAUAAAAAAAAAUGAAUUUAAUCAAAUAUUACAAUAUGAUCAAUUGAAGGUUCAACAGAAUCAUGGAAAUGUCUUUAAAAAUUUUUUGGAAGGUCCUAUUAUUUUUGCUCCAACAUAUAAGUAUGAUCUUUUUUCUGAUGAUUAUGAUACUAGUGAAAAAUGUCGUCAACCUGCAUGGACUGAUAGAAUAUUAUGGAAACGUCGAAAACAAGUACCUGAUAUUGAUUCUCCUACAGAUUGGAAUCCAGGAAAAUUGAUUCAUUAUGGUAGGGCAGAAUUAAAACAAAGCGAUCAUCGACCCGUUAUUGCUAUAAUAGAUAUAGAUAUUCAUUGUGUUGAAUCUGAAAAACGUGAACGAGUAUUUAAAGAAGUGAUUCAAGAUUUAGGUCCACCUGAUGGCACUAUAGUAGUAAAAGCAAUUGAAGAAUCAGAUGAUAUAGAUAGCGUAUUUGAUGAAAAUUUUAUGAUGGCAUUAUUACAAGAUUUCUCUCAUAUUGGUGAAGUAAUUCUUGUUAGAUUCGUUGGUGAAACAAUCUGGGUAACAUUUAGAGAUGGACAAUGUGCUUUGUCAGCAGCAAGAAAAGGUAUGACUCAAGUAUGUGGCCAAACUUUAAAAUUAUCUUUGAAAUCACCGAAUUGGGUGCAAUUAAUUGAAAAAGAAAUAGAACUUUGUAGUAAUACUACAGUUGCGCAAUUUGUUUCAAAUUCUGUAAUAAGAAAUUCAAUUCAAAGAUUAGAACAAUUAGACAUAGGAGAACGGUCGUCUUCUAGUAGAAGUAGUCCAAAUGGAGUAAUUCCACCACCUAGACCAGCACCACCAGGUCGUCCAGCUCAACUACCCAAAAGUCCAAUACAAGAUCGAAAACAAGGACCACGUGCUGGUGUAUUUAGCGUGUUGCCCAAUCAAUUCUUAACACCAUUAUCUAGAGAAAGAGUAGAAUCUGAACAAAGUGAAAGAUUAUCACCAGAAUCUGCAAUUUAUGAAGAAAUAUUGGAUGGAUCACCUAAUUAUCCUAUACCAAACCGUCCACCACCACCACUACCUCGUACAGAUCCUUUGCAAGAAUCAUCUAAUAGAUCACCCAGUUCUAAACCACCUCCGCUACCCCAAAGACAAGCUCCUCCUCCUCCACAACAUCCUCCACCUAUUUUACCUACUUCAAAUGUUCCGCCGCCAAUUCCAGCAAGAACAUCAGGUGGGCCGCCUAUUCCAGCUAGAAAUCCACAUUGAAUCUAUUUAAUUCAAAAAACAAUUCAGAAUGUGUAAUUGUGUAGUUAAUUUAUAAAUAUCGAUAAAAAUUAACAGAA
Molecule: messenger RNA, 3824 nt
Organism: Apis mellifera (honey bee)
Lineage: Eukaryota; Metazoa; Arthropoda; Insecta; Hymenoptera; Apidae
Gene: Synj
Product: synaptojanin-1
Exons: 7
Coding region: 289-3747 (1152 amino acids)
Biological process (GO): synaptic vesicle endocytosis; phosphatidylinositol dephosphorylation
Molecular function (GO): phosphatidylinositol-4,5-bisphosphate 5-phosphatase activity; nucleic acid binding
Source: RefSeq, a predicted model, not a curated record